UGCCAGUUCGGGAGGUUUAUAGCAGAUAAAUCUGACAGCUGUUUAAUACAAACAUCAACUGCUCAAUUUCCUGCACAGGUGUAAUCAGAGUGUUUGAUGCUGACCACACUGCAGCAGUAAUAAAAGCAUCAUGGGAAACACGAGCAGUGAGCGGUCAGGUGUCGGUCAGGGCGAGAAAGGCCACCGGAGGGACAGCCGUGGAACGAAGGAUGGAGACCGGCCAAAGAUCCUGAUGGACAGUCCUGAGGAUGCGGAUAUUUAUCAAGGCGAGGACAUGAAGGCCCCUUUAGAGAAGGAGGAGUUCCUAGCGUGGAGACAGGACCUGGAGAGCAGUGAUAAGGAUUCCUUGGCACGACCCACCGUGUUCCGCUGGACGGGCGCCGGCAAAGAAGUUUAUCUCUCCGGAUCCUUCGACAACUGGGCCAAUAAGAUUCCUCUGACCAGAAGUCAGAACAACUUUGUGGCAAUUCUGGACCUGCCUGAGGGGGAACAUCAGUAUAAAUUUUACGUGGAUGGACAGUGGACCCAUGACCCAUCAGAGCCUGUAGUAACCAAUCAACUGGGCACCAUCAACAACAUCAUCCAGGUGAAGAAAACGGACUUUGAGGUUUUCGACGCGCUCAUGGUGGACUCUCAGAAAUGCUCGGACAUGUCAGAUCUUUCCAGUUCUCCUCCUGGACCGUAUCAUCAGGACGCCUACAUUCCCAAACAGGAUGAGAAGUUCAAAUCGCCUCCCAUCCUCCCCCCUCACCUACUGCAGGUCAUCCUCAAUAAGGACACGGGCAUCUCAUGUGACCCUGCUUUACUUCCUGAGCCGAACCAUGUGAUGCUGAACCACCUCUAUGCUCUCUCCAUCAAGGACGGCGUGAUGGUGCUUAGCGGCACACAUCGCUAUAAGAAGAAGUACGUCACCACCCUGCUGUACAAACCCAUCUGAUUCCCUUCACCAGCAACUUUACCUGCCCUGUUUGGUCAUUCCACUGCUGAUAACUAGUGUCCAGUGUAGGUGUCGUCCAGUCUCAUUGUUCUGUUAUUAUUAGUAUUGCUAAUAUUUGGGGUCGGCGUACGUACAACAUCGACUCCUCAGAUGCUGUCGAGGGAAUGUACAUAUCAAUAAAAACUAAAUCUCACAA
This is a messenger RNA of Trichomycterus rosablanca, 1133 nucleotides long. It is a transcript of the gene prkab1a, whose product is annotated as protein kinase, AMP-activated, beta 1 non-catalytic subunit, a. NCBI's taxonomy places the organism in Eukaryota, Metazoa, Chordata, Actinopteri, Siluriformes, Trichomycteridae. The transcript is spliced from 9 exons. Gene Ontology annotation, molecular function: protein kinase binding. Bases 131 to 937 code for a protein of 268 amino acids. Gene Ontology annotation, cellular component: cytoplasm; nucleotide-activated protein kinase complex; nucleus. Gene Ontology annotation, biological process: signal transduction. The record is from RefSeq and is a predicted model, not a curated record.